AUGGACCCAUCAACGCCAUAUUGCCGCGAGCUGGCCUCGCCUAACGCCUUCCAGACCGUGUUAUCAGUCUUAAUCGUCAUCGGCAUCCUCCUUUCGUAUCUCCCCCAACACAUCCGCAUCAUCGCCCGCCGAAGCUCCUUCGGGAUAUCGCCCUAUUUCGUGCUGCUAGGGGUAACAUCCGGCACCUCAGCCUUUGCCAAUAUCCUAGUAUUCCCAUCUACCGCCCAAGAUGUCGCCUGCUGUGAGGAGGUCAGUGGCCUGGCGUGUUUCGCAGGGCUGCUUGGCGUCUUCCAAGUGGGCACGCAGUGGCUCUGCUUCUUCUCGAUUCUGCUCCUUUUCGUGAUCUACUUUCCACGAGCAACAUCCCCAACGGAUCCAGUAAGCGCCGUAUCCUCCACGCCCAACGGACCGACCUACCGCACCGCGCUCGUCGUAACAGGGCUUUGCCUACUACACGCACUCGCAACGAUAAUAAUCUCUGUUGCUUUCAAUAUUCGCCAACCAGCCGCUUUGCCAGCCUGGGCGAACUUCCUUGGUGUCUUGUCUGCCGUGCUCGCGUCUAUACAGUACUUCCCGCAGAUAUAUACUACAUUCCGGCUGCGCUGUGUGGGGAGUUUGAGUAUUCCAAUGAUGUGCAUUCAGACGCCUGGAAGUCUUGUCUGGGCGAGUAGCUUGGCUGCGCGCAAGGGAUGGGCCGGUUGGAGUAUUUGGGGGGUUUUGGUUGUCACGGCUUGCUUGCAGGGUACUUUGCUGGUGAUGGCGAUUUACUUUGAGUACUUUGGGUCCAAUGACAAGGGAGAAGCGGGACACCAUGUUGAUCAGAAUGGAGGAUUGAAUGGGCCUGUUCGUGCUGAUGAGCGAGCCGAACAUGAGCCUUUCGAGCGUCCGUCUGAGGAGACGCCAUUGCUUCAGAGUCAGUGA
Molecule: messenger RNA, 921 nt
Organism: Penicillium antarcticum
Lineage: Eukaryota; Fungi; Ascomycota; Eurotiomycetes; Eurotiales; Aspergillaceae
Product: PQ-loop repeat-containing protein
Exons: 3
Coding region: 1-921 (306 amino acids)
Source: RefSeq, a predicted model, not a curated record